Polistes canadensis is the source of this 787-nucleotide messenger RNA. RefSeq lists its product as uncharacterized. Bases 63 to 518 code for a protein of 151 amino acids. NCBI's taxonomy places the organism in Eukaryota, Metazoa, Arthropoda, Insecta, Hymenoptera, Vespidae. The transcript is spliced from 4 exons. The record is from RefSeq and is a predicted model, not a curated record.
UCCGCUCGUUGUCAGUCACAGUACUUUUUCUUAUCCAGAAGUGUACAGUAGCAAAGCUAAAGAUGCAACAAUACACUAUUUUCAUCGUCCUAGCGGUAUGCAGUUGCGUUGCAUUAUGCAUUGCUACCGAAAUUGAUAAUAACCAAUACGAUCAUCAAGCAGAUACAUUAAAAACCCUCGAUACAACAAACGAGUUCAAUAAUGGUGCUGAAGAACAUAUAAGAACGAAAAGGACACUUUUCUUAAAAAAGAAAUUAUUAGGCGCUGGAAUUUUGGGAUUUGGUUUGGGUGUUGCUAAAGGUUACAAACUUGGAUACUACAGUGCUCCUGAAGUUCAUCGUAUAUAUGUACCACCACCACCACCACCACCAGCUGUUAAAUAUGUAGAAUAUGUUGAAAAACCAGUUUACAUUUCAAGAAUUAUCGAAAAACCAGCGACAGUUUACAAAUCGGCUCAUUUAGAUUACGAACCAUCCUGGUCGCAACCUGAUCCUUCGCCUGUCUACGGAUCCUGGUAAAUAAAUAUUAAGUAUUUUUUAAAAAAAUUUAUAGAAUAUAAACGUCAUUUAGAUAAUCACAGCAAAAGGAUUCAAAAAAUAAAAAUUUGGAAGAAAAAAUUCAUAAUAAUUUACAUAGAUCGUAAUUAAUUUCUCAGGUAUUUACCAGAUUUAUACAAAAAAUCAUAAGAAAAAUCAACCACUGUCUUUGAGCUUGCUCUUAUUUAUAACCAAAAAAAUACUGCAUUUGUUAAAUAAAAUGUUGUUUUUAUAAUAAAACAUUAUUUUUA